UCACCACCACUACAAGCUAGUAAUACUCUAGCAGCACAAGCUGCAAAAGUUUUUCUGAACGACGUCGUUCAUACCCUUCAUCUGCAAACCAAACCCCUCAAAUUAUCAUUAGGGUUUCCUAUCCCCGGCAAAAUGGAGGUAGCGAACGCCACCAAACGGAAAUUCGACGACGCCGUUUCUAAUGGCGUCGCCACUGAUGUUGAUCUGUCUCUCCUCGAAGCCAUCGAGAAAUCGCAGAACACCGUCGAAGUCCUCGACCUCCGAACCCUAAAGAAGCACGUUCUUUCCUUCGAGCGUCGCCUGAAGGAGAACAUCGAAGCGCGCCUCAAGUACCCUAACCAACCGGACCGCUUCGCCGAUUCCGAAGUCGAACUCCAUGACGAGCUCCAGAAGCUCAAGGUCCUCGCUGGUGCGCCAGAGCUUUAUCCGGACCUCGUCAGCCUCAACGUUGUUCCGUCAAUCGUGGACCUCCUCAACCACGACAACACCGAUAUCGCCAUCGACGUUGUUCAAUUGCUGCAGGACCUCACUGAUGAGGACGUUCUCGACGACAACGAUGAUUCUGCUAGGGUUUUGGUCGACGCGCUGGUUGAUAACAGCGCUCUCGAGCUUCUGGUUCAGAAUCUUCAUAGAUUGAAUGACUCUGACUCCGACGAAAAUGCUGCCGUGUAUGGAACCCUCGCGACAGUGGAGAAUUUGAUCGAGGUGAAGCCCGCGGUGGCGGAGUUAGUUUGCGAGAAGACGAAGUUGUUGAAGUGGCUUCUUGGGAAGAUCAAGGUGAGGGAAUUUGAUAGCAAUAAGCAGUAUGCUUCGGAGAUUUUGGCGAUUUUGUUGCAGAGUAGUACGGUGAAUCAGAAGAAGCUGGGGCAGAUGAAUGGGGUUGAUGUGGUGCUUCAGGCCGUGGCCAUGUACAAGUCUAAGGAUCCUAAGAGUUCUGAUGAGGAGGAGAUGUUAGAGAAUUUGUUUGAUUGCUUGUGUUGUUUGUUGAUGCCAUUGGAGAAUAAGGAGAGGUUUGUGAAGGCUGAAGGGGUGGAGUUGAUGAUAAUUAUUAUGAAGCAGAAGAAGUUGGCGUAUGGGUCGGCUAUUAGAGCGCUUGAUUUUGCCAUGACUAAAUACCCGCCGGCCUGUGAACGUUUUGUGGAUGUUUUGGGGUUGAAGACAGCCUUUGCAGCUUUCAUGGGUAAGAUUCCCUUAAGUAAGAAGAACAAGAAGGAAAGGUACCAAGAGGAUAUGGAGGAGCGCCUUGUGUCACUGAUUGCGUCAUUAUUUGGUGGAAUCUUGAGGGGUUCUAGGAGAGAAAGAUUAUUAAGUAAAUUUGUUGAAAAUGAGUGCGAGAAGAUAGACAGACUGAUGGAACUAUACAUCAGGUAUUCAAAUAGAGUCAGAGCAGAAACUGAAAGGUUGAAUCAAGUUGAAUUUGAUGACUUGGAGAUGGAUGAAGAUGAAAUAUACAAUCGCAAACUAGAAUCUGGACUUUACACCCUUCAGUUGAUUGCUGUCAUUUUGGGUCAUAUUUGGUGCUCAGAACAUCCACAAAUGAGAGGGAGAAUUGAGCUACUUCUCAAGCAGAACAAACUUAGUAAGAAGCAUAUAAAGGAUAUACUUCAGGAGUAUCAUGACAAUAUUGGUGACCUUGACGGACCAGAAGAGAAGGAGAGAGCACAGACAAAAAUUCAGAAGUUCAUAAUGGCAUUAUAAUUAGCUAAGACUUGCAAACUUAAAUGAAAAUGAAUGAAGUUAUUCGUUAAGUGCUUGUAAAAGAGGAAUAGAUUAGUUAGGGUAUUCGGAAUGAAAAAACGCUUAACUGCGAAUGUUGUUGAGAUCAUAGCCUUGUAAUGUUUUCUUCCUCACACUUAGUGUAGUUAUAAUGUAUGUUAUUUUUUCCCCUGGAAGGGUGUCUUGAACUUUGUUUUUCUAUUCUAUUACCCAUUCCAUUAA
Vigna angularis (adzuki bean) is the source of this 1938-nucleotide messenger RNA. RefSeq lists its product as uncharacterized. Bases 133 to 1698 code for a protein of 521 amino acids. The transcript is spliced from 8 exons. The record is from RefSeq and is a predicted model, not a curated record. NCBI's taxonomy places the organism in Eukaryota, Viridiplantae, Streptophyta, Magnoliopsida, Fabales, Fabaceae. Gene Ontology annotation, cellular component: spliceosomal complex.